Messenger RNA from Knipowitschia caucasica, 2187 nucleotides. The record is from the annotation of a GenBank genome assembly. Lineage: Eukaryota; Metazoa; Chordata; Actinopteri; Gobiiformes; Gobiidae.
AUGGCCGAGCUCAACCUGGGCAAGGGUCUGACCGCGGGGAAAGUCGCUAGCAACGUGCAAAAGAAGCUAACCAGGGCGCAGGAGAAGGUUAUGCAAAAGCUUGGCAAGGCGGACGAGACCAAAGACGCAGCCUUCGAGGAGUGGGUGAUCAACUUCAACAAACAAUAUACAGAAGGCAGUAAACUUCAGCGGGACCUGCGAGCGUACCUGGAGGCCGUCAAAGCCAUGCACGAGUCGUCCAAGAACAUCCAGUCCUGCCUGGCCGACAUGUACGAGCCCGAGUGGAAGGGCCACAGGAAGGUGGACUCCAUUGUGGAGGACUGUGACGUGCUGUGGGAGGACUACCAUCAGAAGCUGGUGGACCACGCCCUUAUCUCCAUGGAUACCUACCUGGGACAGUUCCCUGACAUUAAGGCUCGUAUUGCCAAAAGAGACAGAAAGCUGGUGGACUAUGACAGUGCCCGACAUAACUAUGCUGCCACACACAAAGCUAAGAAAAAGGAUGGAGGCAUCAAACUCACAAAGCCGUCCACUCUGCUGGAGAGAGCCACCCCCGGCUGGGCUCAGGGAAUCCUGUCUGCUCACAAUGUGGCCCAGAGCAGCCUGUCCAGGAGCCAGGCUGAGGAGGAGCUGGAGAGAGCUCAGAAGGUCUUUGAAGAGAUCAACCUGGACCUGCAGGAGGAGCUGCCUUCACUUUGGAACAGCCGUGUGGGCUUUUACGUCAGCACCUUCCAGAGCCUUGCCGCAUUCGAGGAGAAGUUCCACCACGAGAUGAGCCGGCUGGACCAGGACCUCUACGAUGUUUUGGUGAAACUGGAGAACACAGACACAAGCAGCAGGACAGGUAACCGGGACGCGGCGUCGUUGGGAGCCAACCGGAGUGGGAAGGAGGCGACGAACCACACGCUCAGGCCAGGAGGACCACCGCCCAUACCCAAGUCUCCAUCCAAGCUGAGGCCAGCAAUGCCUCCUCCUCCAAAGGUGACGCCGUCUACAGAGAUGAAGACAGAAAAUAUCAUUAACCUGUUUGACGCGGCCAAUGCCCCCGACAUCAGCGUCACGUCUCCCUCAGAGGCUGCAAACUGGGACUCCUGGACUGACGAGGGCGCGGCAGAGGACGAAGAGCCCGCCCCGAGCCAGCACUACGACCCCAUAGCUGCAGCACAGGAGGGCUGGGGCGACGACGGCAGGCAGCCCGUCCGCUACGACCCCAUCGCCGCCGCUCAGGAGGGCUGGGGCGACGACGGCACUGAACCAGUGCACUACAACCCAGUGGCUGCCGCUCAGGGCGACUGGGACCAGCAGGAAGAAGACUACGAGCACGAGGCCACAGAGCAGGAGGAGUGGGCCGACGAGCCUCUACCCACCACACAGGACGAUGAGCCGGAGGAGCAGGAACCUCUGGAAGAAUAUGGGGAGGAGGCUAGCGUGGAUCCUCCAGGGGCAGAGGAGGAGGCAGCUACAGCGGGUACCCCAGAACCAGAGCAGGCAGAGCUCACCGUGGAGGUGGAGGAGGGUCAGAGUGACUCUGGAGCAGCCGCCACUUCACCUGAGGCCACAGCACCAGCAGCAGCAGCAGAAGAAGAGAAGCCCACAGCAGCAGCAGCAGCAGCAGCAGAAACGGCAGCAGAAGAAGAAGAAGCAACAGCAGUAGAAGAAGUAGAAGUACCAGCAGCAGAAGCAGCAGAAGAGCCCACAGCGGCUGCAGCAGCAGAACCAGUGGCAGAACCAGUGGCAGAGCCAGUGGCAGAACCAGUGGCAGAACCAGUGGCAGAACCAGUGGCAGAACCAGUGGCAGAACCAGCGGCAGAAACAGCGGCAGAACCAGCAGACCUGCCCCCGGGUUUCUUAUUUAAGGUGGAGGUGAUGCACGACUACGCUGCUAACGACACAGACGAGCUGGACAUGAAGGCUGGAGACGUGGUGCUCGUCGUUCCUUUUGAUAAUCCGGACGAGCAGGAUGACGGCUGGCUCAUGGGCAUGAAGCAGCACGAAUGGAAGCAAGUCAGAGAGGCGGCGGCCAAGGGCGUGUUUCCAGAGAACUUUACCCAGCGCCUGACUUUGGCCAUAGACGCCGAGCAGCCCCCCCGGCCCCGGCUCCAGCCACAACAUCUGGAAGGUCUGCUACACUGUGUACACUGUGGACCUGCUGGGCAUCGUGUAGGCUCUCACGGAGGGAACGCUUAG